AACGGACAUCUUUUCACCAGAACUUCCCUCUCGUCGGCCUCUCAUGUGCUUUAUUGCGUCUGUUCACUGAAAGUCUUCUUUGGAGGUGUGCGUCCCGUGAGGUUGCAGGCAGAAGCCAAGCCAAGUUAUGAUGAUGAUGAUGAAGGUGGGGUUGCCCUUCUCUCUUCUUUGUAUGUGGCUGAGCUUCGGCAGCGCUGAUGCAAUGAGUUUGAAAGAGCCGCAUAUAUGCUACAUCUUGGACGCGGUUCUGUUCGUCUACGGGAUUGUUCUCACUGUCCUGUACUGCAGAAUGAAGAUGCGGAGUAAACAAGCAGAAAAACAUUCAGGGAAGAAAGAUGCCGGCGAAGGGGUUUAUGAGGGUCUCAAGCCUCACGAUCAGGACACAUAUGAGACCAUCAAAAUGAAAAAAGGAAAACAAUGAGACUCGAGGCUAAAGUUUUUGGACGCAAUGCCACUGUCAUCUUAAGCAGGUCCCUACUGUAAAUAAGCUCUCAAAAUAGUAUUUUAUGUUUAUACUUUAAUAACUUUUGGUAAUCACUUACAUCAGGCUUGCUUGCUCUUUUUUUUGAUUGGUAGGCACCAAUAAUCAAGCACAAUGUAAAAGGAACAUGUAUUUUUGUUUCAUAAUUUUACUCGCUUACUAAUUUAAAUGGUUUAGUUUAAUGUUUAAUAGUUUUUUUUGAUGAAUGUGUUUUAGUUUUUCCUUUUAAACUACAUUUUAAGCUUCGAACGCUUAUACCACAGCUGCGUGUCACCAUUUGUCGAGGCUAACUUCCUGCUCUAGCUUCAGCAUGCCACCAACACCACAGAGUCCGAGUCAUUUCCUGUUUUAAAGAAUACAUCAGUGGUCUUACAAAAAGCGCAUCUGACUUUGACCACAGGUGUGAGGGAUGGAAACAUAGACGUGUUUGGUUGAAUAAGCGUGUAGGCCUUUUCUUUCCAUCGUAUUGUUUUGAUAAAUAGUGCUUUUUCUGCUGCACGUGGUAUUUGAGAAAACCAUAUGUUAAACAGAAAUGAUAUACCACUGAUGGUUAGAAUGUAUUUACUUUUAUUAUAAGAGUAUUUAAUUAAAUAUGUCAAAUGUAAUUAUUUCUUCCACUUAUGCUUGUGCAUGUUUUGAUUUUUGAUUUUUUUUUUUUUUUUUUUGCCAGUAUCUAUUAGUCUGUCAUGAAAUGGUUUCAUUUCCUCUCCACAAAAUACUUUUAGUUCUUACAUCAAUAGAUUUGCAGAAAGUGAUGACGACAAACAUGUGAUAUUGUCAAUAUUAACAGAAUUGUUUUGUAAUAAAUUGUUAAGAAAAAUAAUAGAUUCUUUAUUAAUUUAGCAACUUGUAAUGUGAACACACUUACAUUAUGUAAGAGGAAAAUUAUGAGUACUGUAUUUAGUAAGUGAAAUGGUCUAGUCUUAGUCAAAAUGUUAAAUAAUUUCUUUGAUCUUUUGGAAAUGAAAAAGAAUGACGUGUAUUUUUA
Molecule: messenger RNA, 1469 nt
Organism: Puntigrus tetrazona (Sumatra barb)
Lineage: Eukaryota; Metazoa; Chordata; Actinopteri; Cypriniformes; Cyprinidae
Gene: fcer1g
Product: Fc fragment of IgE, high affinity I, receptor for; gamma polypeptide
Exons: 5
Coding region: 128-421 (97 amino acids)
Biological process (GO): cell surface receptor signaling pathway
Cellular component (GO): Fc-epsilon receptor I complex
Molecular function (GO): IgE receptor activity
Source: RefSeq, a predicted model, not a curated record